UGAAUAAGAGUGAUAAGCGUCUUAUAUUGAAGAUUAAUAAUAAGCAAUAUGUUAUUAUAGUAUUAUCAGAUUAUUACAUGUAAUACUGUUCUACGAUUUCUUCUACAGUUUCUGUAUAGUUGAUUCACAUUCUGACCAUGGAGGUUAGGUAGCUCCUGUUAUGUAUUUAGAGGACUUUAUAGCUGUCGAUAUCAUUUAGUUUGACAGAAAACAAGGUCAAGAGGAUUUAUAAUCAGUUUUACUUUCAUCUCACGUCUAUUCGUGAGUGGAUAAUAAAUUCAUUUUUAUAAGCAGUGGUGUAGUGCAGAUAUAGGCUACAGUCCACACAUGAACGGAGCUGUACACGACGUUUUCCUUAAACAAACUUAUAACAAACUGUAGGGUAUGCCAUUCCAGUACAAGUCAAUUUAUGUGAAGUGAUUGACAAAAUGUGAUAUAAAUAACUUUUAAAUCAGUGGCUUAUUUACAUAACUGAAAAACAACAUGUGAUUUCGUAGUAUAUAAAUUUGCAUAACUGGAUUUUUAGUGGUUUGUGAAAGGUGAUUUGGUGUCCAUCAUUAUAUGAUUAGCCAAUGAAGAUUUCGUUGAAAACGUGAUUAAAGUGAUUAAUAGAAAAGGGAUUGACAAAACAGUGAUGGAGGAAAGGUGAUUAGGAAAUCAAAAGAUUGCUCUGUACAAAAUUUAAAAAUGGCAGAUUUGUUGGAUGAUGAAACUUGGGACUUUAGUUCCAUAGAAGAUUUAAAUCAAGAAGCGACUUUAUGUCUACGGUCCGCCAUGGUUUAUGAAAGAAGAAAGCGAUGGCAAAAGGCCAUAGACUGUUAUGAGAAGCUUCUGUGGUUGGUGGAUUUAAAACACUUACCUAGUAAUUAUGAAGCACCACCAUCAUACGAUAUGUUGCUAUAUGAACUGUAUAAUCAUCUAGGGGUAGCUUAUCAACAUAUGGGACGACAUAAGAAGGCAAUGACACAAUAUACCAAAGCAUUUGAAAUAGUUUCAAUACCAAAGAAUGGUUGUCUAGCUGGUUGUGUAACUAAUUGUUGUUUAAUGACACCUAUUAUGACAAGAAGAGCCUUUGCUUAUACUAAAAUAGGAAAUGUAGCCAGUGCAUUAAAAGAUGCAGAAAAAGCUGUAGUUUUAGACAGUAAAAACCCCGAUGUUUAUUGCAUACGGGCACUUGUUAGAGGUUCCCGUGACGAAGAGAACAUGGCGUUAAAGGACAUAGACAUGGCUUUAAAGAUAAACCCUAAAAGUGUUUGUGCUUUAAUGAUAAAAAGUGCUAUAACAAGACCACUGCUACCGUAUGCAUUACUUGGAUUGAAUACAGACAGCCAAGAUAUAUUUCACAUUCAGGCAGAGAAAAUGAACCCAUCAACGCAGAAUUUUAAUUCAGUCACAAGUUUUCAUCAUCCAUCUAUUUUAGAAUUCUUUGAUAGGUUUUUCUUUACACUGAGUGUUCCUCAUACGAUAACAGAAGUUAAUUUAAGACCAGUUCGAUCAACUAGACGACAAUUAGACAUUUCCGAAGAGACAAAGCGACCAAAGACAGCCCAGCCUCGUCUACAAAAUCAGACAUGUUGUUCUACGUCACCAGAAGAACCAUUUAGAUGUGGCACCGCCUUCUCAUUCCGACAAUCGGCAUCAGCCACAAGACGGAAGGAAUAUGGCCAAGCAGUCCGACAGUAUAUGACCCGACCCAAGACAGCUUCAGAUUUUAUUGCUUUAAUAGAAAAAGAAAGAAAAAAGAAAGCAGAAGCGGCGGCCAAGACCUCAACGACGUCACAGGGCUUUAAUUCAAGUGUUGGUAACCGAAAAUCAUUACCUAAUAGUCGUAUGUCGUCAUCUAAAGCAUUUUAUAUGGAACCACAGGGCAAUUAUACAAUGCCAGUAUUUCGACCGAUAGAUUUAAAAAAUUCUUCUAGAAUGUACUAUAAGCCAUGGAAUGGUGAUAAAUUGCCGGUAGCUGAUAUACGAAGACUUCAACCCUCUCCAGCAUUUUAUUAGAUAAUUUUGUAAAUAUCAUUGUACACACCAGAAUACAUAUAAAUAAAAUAUAAAAAAAAACACAAGCUAUUUACAACAUAGAUUAUUGGUUGCACAUGAUAGAACCCUUGACAUUUGGAAAGCAAGAAAAGGUAUAUGGAAAUGCCUGUUGUAUAUUACUUCUGAAUUUUACUUAUUUCUGUUAUUUGGUCGGGAGGUUUGUUUUAAUUGAGACUGCCAAAAAACCAUUUCGAUUAUAUUUGUGGAUAUAAGAUAAAAUGACGGUCGAACUGAAUACUUUAUCUCCAUGAAAUUUUAGUAUUUAGAAUGCUGUUGUUGUGUUGAACUCUAUUUCCCGUUUUGAUUAAAUAUGUUAAAAUAUACCACAUGACACCUAUUUUAUGUGUAUCAACGUCACGCUCUGUCAAAGAAAUCGAUUUUUUCUUUUACCUUUUUUUUUCGAGACACCUGUGUAUAAUUGCCAAUGUAUAUAACACUAGAGUUAUUUCUAAACUUCACCAUGCACGGAACACUGUUAUUACCACUGUAAACAGAUCUGGAUUAGAGAACAAUAAAG
Messenger RNA from Patella vulgata (common limpet), 2557 nucleotides. RefSeq lists its product as uncharacterized. Lineage: Eukaryota; Metazoa; Mollusca; Gastropoda; Patellidae. The coding region runs from base 688 to 2001 and encodes 437 amino acids. The record is from RefSeq and is a predicted model, not a curated record. Gene Ontology annotation, molecular function: protein binding. The transcript has 15 exons.